AUGGCCAAACGGGUCCUUAUUUUUUGAACCUCCUCAGUAGGGAAAAUCCUGAAUCCGCCGUUAAGUCAUACUAUAGGGUGUUUAGCGUAAUUUACUCAAAAAUUAAUUUGUUUUUGAUCUUCAAAUUCUAUAUUUCGCCACUUAAUAAAGCGCGCAUUUUAAAAUAAUUCCAAAUCUUAUACAUGGCGGCUCCCUAGUCUGUUAAGUGUUAGCCGUAUUUAUUCAACUGCCACAAUAGCAACAAAAAUGCGCCGCAUGAACCAAAAGCUAACCUGCAAUAAACCCACUGACAAAUACUCGCUUAUGAAACUGAUUGAUUCUUCUAUCUCUUCAAAUUGGUUUGCUAAUACUGCUCUUCUAUUCCAUGACUACUCUCAUUUCGUUGAUUGUAAUUUAUGUAAUACACUUAUUAAACGCUAUGCGGAUUCAAAAUGUCACUCGCGUUCAAUUUUUAUUUACACCCAAAUGCGUAAACUCAAUAUCCUUCCUGAUUGCUCAACAUUCCCUAGCCUUCUCAAAUCAGUUGCUCAGUUAUGUUACGGAGAAGUUGGAAAAUCCAUACAUUGUAAUGCAAUUCAGUUGGGUUUCACUUGUGAUGUUUAUACAAACACUGCACUUGUCUACAUGUAUGGGAUUUGUCAACAACCCGAUGAUGCACGCCAGCUGUUCGAUGAAAUUCCUGAGAGAAAUGUGGUUACGUGGAAUGCGUUGAUAACGAGUUAUACGCAUAAUAGGAGGUUUAGGGAAGCAAUUGAUGUGUUUAGGGAAAUGUUAGCUUGUGGGGUUAAACCAGGUGAGGUUACUAUGGUUGGCGUUUUAUCGGCUUGCUCUCAUUUAGGAGCUUUGAAUCAAGGGCGGUGGAUCCAUGAUUAUAUUGUGAGGAAUCGGUUGAGAAUGAAUGUAUACGUUGGUACUGCGUUGAUCGAUAUGUAUGCUAAAUGUGGAGAUAUUGAUGAGGCGAAAAAGGUGUUUGAGAGUAUGGGAGUUAGAAAUGUUUAUACAUGGAAUGUAUUGAUUUCGGCGUAUGCAAUGAAUGGACAAGGCGAGGCUGCAUUGGAGGCUUUUGAUAGGAUGGUUGUUGAAGACUUUAAGCCUGAUGAUGUUAGUUUCGUGGGUGUUUUGUGCGCUUGUUGUCACCAAGGUUUUGUUGAGGAAGGUAGAAGGCGGUUCUCAAGCAUGAUAAAUCAGUUUGGAUUGCAGCCGAAGAUCAUGCAUUAUGGUUGUAUGAUUGAUCUACUUGGACGUGGUGGAUUCCUGGAUGAAGCUAUGGAAAUGAUUCAUUCUAUGAAACUAAAGCCAGACGCAAUAAUAUGGAGGAUACUACUUGGUGCCUGUAGAUUUCAUGGAAGAGAAGAACUUGGUGAAUUUUCUUUCCGUAAGCUUCUGGAACUGGAACCGAUGAACGGGGAGAACUACGUGUUAAUAUCAAAUGUUCACACUCAAAGAAAGAAAUGGACUGAAGUUGGAGAUGUUAGGGAACUGAUGGACAGCGGCGGAAUCAAAAAGAUUCCUGGAUGCAGUUCAAUUGAAAUUGAAAAUGAAGUAUAUGAGUUUAAGGCAUCUGAUCCACUUAAAACAGGGCAUGAGGAAAUCCAUAAGAUGCUGGAAGACAUGAAAAAUGAGUUGAAAUUAGCUGGUUAUGUGCCUGAAACAGAGAUGGCUCUGUAUGAUAUUAGUGAAGAGGAAAAGGAGCAUAAUCUGAUAUACCACAGUGAAAAGCUUGCUCUUGCAUAUGGGCUGCUAUAUUCAUCUGAACCUACAUUAAGGAUAAUGAAGAAUUUAAGGAUUUGUCAGGACUGCCACCAAUUCUUUAAGCUUGCUUCAGCUAUUUAUAAAAGGAAUAUUGUUGUUAGAGAUAUAAAGCGCUUCCAUCAUUUCACUGGAGGUCUUUGCUCAUGCAAAGAUUAUUGGUGAUUACCUAGUAUAUUAUUGAUGUUAUGUCUUCUGACACAUUAGGGGCAAUUACAAGUUACAGCACAGAGACCGGCUAAUGUUCACUGAGGAUGUUGUGUCUCAUUUAUAUAAUUAAAACUGUCAGCUUUAGUUUUUGAGCUUCAGAAAAUGAAGUGAACUGAGAGGUCGCAGAAUCUGCCAUCGGAUUUGGGUAGUUAUUUCCUCUUUUGAUGGAUGGAUAACUGGAGAUAUUUUAGUCUUUUCCUGAUAUAUCGGACAUAGCCUAGCACAACAUGGAUAAAAUUCAGAUACGAUUGGUGUUUGAUACCGCUGCUCACCAUGUGUUCCUUCGUGUCUUUCACGUAAUGAAGCAGUAAGCCCAAGAAUGUUGCGAAUUUCACAAAAUAAUACUGGAAUGUGUGCUUUGAAGGCUCUCAAGUUUGUCUGAGAUUACUCGUGUUUUGUGCUGACUGUUUGCCUUGUCUAUGAUCUUAGGUGAGACACAUCUUGGCAUGUCUGCUAUGUUUGCACUCUCAGAACAAUGCUAUAAGAAGAAGUUCACCUUCUCGACAACAAUGACGGUGACACAGUAUCUGAAUCUUUGCUGAAAAAUGCAUAUGCCAAAGGUACAUUGCAUUCUACCCUAAUUUUUACACAUUGUUAUUGCUUCUUUUAGUAGGAUCUUCAGUAACAACUCUUGUAUGACUAUUGAGGCAGAAUAUGUUAUUGCCAUAACAAAUACAUUGCUUGUUGACCUCUUCUUGGGCUAGCUUUGGCAGCCAGGUUUUGUUAGCCCAUAAAUCUGGCCGUGCCUUUUAUACCUGAAAAUAAUUAGCUUUCA
This is a messenger RNA of Lycium barbarum (goji berry), 2734 nucleotides long. RefSeq names its product pentatricopeptide repeat-containing protein At2g02980, chloroplastic-like. The coding region runs from base 247 to 1914 and encodes 555 amino acids. Gene Ontology annotation, biological process: RNA modification. The record is from RefSeq and is a predicted model, not a curated record. Gene Ontology annotation, molecular function: RNA binding; protein binding; zinc ion binding. NCBI's taxonomy places the organism in Eukaryota, Viridiplantae, Streptophyta, Magnoliopsida, Solanales, Solanaceae. The transcript is spliced from 3 exons.